This is a messenger RNA of Piliocolobus tephrosceles (Ugandan red Colobus), 4287 nucleotides long. It is a transcript of the gene EFCAB3, whose product is annotated as EF-hand calcium binding domain 3. The transcript has 47 exons. Gene Ontology annotation, molecular function: calcium ion binding. NCBI's taxonomy places the organism in Eukaryota, Metazoa, Chordata, Mammalia, Primates, Cercopithecidae. Bases 176 to 4255 code for a protein of 1359 amino acids. The record is from RefSeq and is a predicted model, not a curated record.
CGAAGGCCUUGGAAUAGAAUUCACACCUAAAGAAUACUUGGAACUGGUACAAAAUUUGCAGAUUGAUGAUGAUGGAACUGUAUCUGAAAAUAGAUUGCUAGAUGGUGUGAAAUCAUUCAAAGGUGGAAGGAUUGAUGUUAGUAACCUGGAAAACGUUUUGGAAAAUGUGAAAAUCAUGCUUCCAGAUAAGGAACUUAAAGAUUUGUCACAAAACCUACCAGUUGAUGCUUCUGGGAUGACUGAUCUGCAUAAACUACUAAAAGAAGUAAAUAAAUUCACAGGAGGAAAAAUUCAAGCCAAGGACAUACAAAAAGUACUGGGAGACAUGGGGAUAGAGCUCACAAAUAGGGAACUGUGGAAUCUGAUGAAAAUGUUGCCAAUUACUGAUGAUGGAAAGGUAUAUAAAAAUAUAUUACUUGAUAAUAUAAAAUCAUUUCCUGGUGGGAAGUGCAAUGUCUCUAAAAUUGGUACUAUCCUGGAAAACAUGGGUUAUGAGCUGGAAGAUGAGGAAAUUGAAUACCUGCAGAACCACCUGCCAACUACUGAUGAAAAGAAGGUUAAACUGAAUAAAGUCAUGGAAAAUGUAGAGUCAUUUACAGCUGAUGGAAAGGUGUGUCGCAAUCUGUUACUAGAUCGUUUAAAAACUUUCCAAGGAGGGAAGGUCUUUGAAAAUAAACUAGAAACCAUUCUGGAAAACAUGAACUACAAACUUGAAAAUGAAGAAAUGAAAGAUCUACGGAAACAUUUGAAAAUUGAUGACAAUGGAAAGAUUUUAUUAAAUUCUGUGAUCAAUGCAGCCAAUUUAUUUUCUGGUGAUAAGAUAAAUGCCAGUGACAUACAACUUUAUCUAGGAAAUGUAGGUAUUGAAUUUACAAAUAAAGAAAACCAGGAUCUACUGGACAUAGUGCCAUUGGAUGAUAAUAAAAGGGUAUAUAAAGAUAGGUUGAUGGAUGGAGUGAAGACUUACAGAGGAGGAAAGGUUAAUGUCAAUAAAAUAGAUGAUGCUCUUGAAAACAUGAGAAUCCCACUUGAGGAAGAAGAAAUUGAGAAACUGUGUGAAGACUUACCAAUUGAUGAUGAGAGAAGAGUUAAACUGGAUUUACUUCUGAAUGAAGUAGAUGAAAUUUUAGGGGAAGAAAUUGACUAUGAAGACCUGGAAAAUAUUCUGAAAAACAUAGGGUUAAGACUCCAACUAAAGGAAAACUCGGUAUUGAUGAAAAGUUUGCCACUUGAUGCUGCUGGAAAGUUGUAUAAGCAUAAGUUGCUGGAUAGUAUAAGGUCUCUCAGAGGAGUGAAGCUUAGUGUUGAUAAACUAGAACCUUUCAUGGAACAUAUGGGCUUUGAGCUUGAGGAAGAGGAAUACCAAGAUCUGAAAAACAACCUGCCCAUUGAUGAUGAGGGGAGAGUUAAUGUGAAUGUGGUGAUGGAUGAAGGAUAUCUUUUUACAGGUGAGAAGGUUGAUACUAGGAACCUGGAAAAUUUUCUGGAAAAUAUGGGGAUAAAUCUCACAGAAGAUAAAGGCAUGCAACUGCUGAAUAAUCUUCCAAUUGAUGCCAAAGGAAAGGUAUAUGUGAACAGAUUGAUGAAAGAAUUGAGAGGUCUUGAAGGAACAAAAGUGUCUUCAGAUAAGAUGGAAAUUUUCAUGAAAAGCAUGGGAAUUGAUCUCAAGGAGAAAGAAAUCCAGAUACUGAAGGACCACCUACCAGUUGAUGAUAAUGGGAAGACUGAUUUGAAUACGAUGAUGGAUGAAGUUAAAAAUGUUACAGGAGAGAAGAUUCAUGCUGGGGAUGUGAAAAAUGUUCUGGAAAACAUGGGAAUAGAGAUGACAAAUAAGGAGCACAAAAAACUUCUGAAAACUCUACCAGUUUCUGCUGACAAAAAGGUGUUUAAGAAAGAAUUAUUGGAUGGUAUGAAAUCCUUCAGAGGAGGGCAGCUUAAUGUCAAUGACCUAACGAGUGUUUUACAAAACACUGGGUUCAGACUCGAAGCAAAAGAAAUCAAGGACCUGAAGAGUCACCUUCCAAUGACUGAAAAUGAAAAUGUUGACCUGGAUGUCUUGAUGGAUGCAGCAAAAGCUUAUACAGGAGAAAAGGUUGAAGCUGAUAACCUUAAAAAUGUGCUGAGAAACAUGGGGAUCGAGCUAACAGAAAAAGAACACUCGAUGCUGUUAAAAACUCUGCCAAUCUGUGAUGGAAAGGUGUACAAGAAAAAAUUACUGGAUAGUGUGAAGCCUCUCAAAGGAAAAAAAGUCAAUGUCAGUAAUCUGGAAACUCUUCUAAAUAAUAUGGAAAUCGAAGUUGGGAAAGAGGAAUAUGAGGACCUACUGAAGCAUCUGCCAGUUGAUGAAAAUGAAAUGGUUGAUGUGAAUGUGGUGAUGGAUGAAGCAAAAGCUUUUACAGGAGAAAAAGUUAAUGUCAGUAAUCUGGGGAAUGAGCUGAGGAAAAUGGGGCUCGUACUCACUGAUGAGGAGCACAAGAAGCUGCUGAAAACUCUGCCAAUUCGCACUAAUGGAAAGGUAUAUAAGAAUAGAUUGCUCAAAGGUGUGAAGGCCCUCAAUAGGCCAAGGGUCAAAAUCAAAAAAGUGGAGACUUUUUUGGAAAACAUGGGAACUAAAAUCAAGGAUGAGGAACUUGAGGAACUCAUGACCCAACUACCAACUGAGGGUGAGAUAGCAGUUGACCUGAAUGACUUAAUGGAUGCUGUCAGUUACAUCAAGGGUGAGGUGAUUGAUGUCCAGAACUUAGACAACUUUCUAAUAAGCAAAGGGAUUGAGCUCACGGAAGAAGAAAUGAAGGAGUUGAUGCCUCAUUUGAAAUUUAAUGGAAAUGGAAAGAUUAAUGUUAAGUCAAUAAUGGAGGGCCUGAAGAAGUUUAAACCAAAAGGAAUGGCGACUCUGCAUAAGCUGAAAACUGCAAAUGAUAUUAAAGACAGAAUCACUGGCCACAUGGCAGUUUCAGAAAUUAAACCAAAAUUUAAGCUGAAUCCUCUAACAAAGGUACCCAUCUCCCACAGUAAAAGGGAUAGAGACUUACCAGGAUCUCUUCAAUGCCAAUUACAACACAAAGAAAAGAAGCUAAGUGCUUCACAAAUGGCAGCUUUCCAAGAUGCCUACAACUUCUUCAACAAGGACAAAACUGGCUGUAUUGAUUUCCAUGGACUGAUGUGCACUGUAGCUAAGCUGGGAAUGAAUCUAACCAAGCAUGAUGUCUAUAAUGAAUUGAAAUGUGCUGAUAUUGAUCGAGAUGGGAAGGUGAACUUCUCAGACUUUAUCAAGGUGCUAACAGAUAAGAAUCUCUUCCUCAAGGCAGUGGCUCCAGAAAAGGAGACCUGUUUAGAUUUAGCUGGCAACCCAGGAAUCCUAUUGUUUGAAAUCCUAUCAAAGCUUCUAGAGACUUCAGCCUUACCCAGAAAGUCUAUACUAGAAAUAGUAAGCUAUUUCCAAAGAAAAUUCCAGCAUACUGGCCCAGGAAUGUUGUGGAGUCCCUACACUAUGGGCUAUGGAAAAAGGACACUUAAGCCAGACAUAUGCACACCUCCAAGCUCAAGCAUGGCUGCCUUUGCUAAUGCUGCCCGGAUUGCAAUAAUGAAAGAAAAGGAUUUAUUUAAAUUUCUUGAAGAGCUCAAGAGAUGCAAUUCCCAUUCAGAUAGCCCAUAUUCAAAAAUACCCAUCUUUCCAUUGUUCCCUAAUGUGGAUGGGGUGGUGAUGGGAAAGCCAUUCAAAGACAUGCAGAAAUUAGAGAUGCUAAGAAGAAAGGAGCCUUUGAAUUUCUUUGAGGAUUAUUUUUUCCAUAAAAGAGACUGGAAAACACAGGCAGCAAAUAUAAAGUCUAUGGACCCUGCCUCAGGUUAUUCAAAUAACAUCACCAUUGAUCAAAUACUCAAGAAAAAGCAGACUUGUACAGUGGCUGAUGAAACUGCUAUUAAACAACACGUGAAGAGAGCUACUGAUACCUAUAAUUUAGGAAUUGCCCUUGAACACCGGAAAGAAAUGCUAAACCUCUGGCAGAAGAUCCGAGGGGAUUUGAUUGGGAUAGACUCUAGAAAUGAGUCCUUUUAUGACACCUUUUCUACUUAUACAUGGUCCUGGAAUGUUUGCCAAGAACUACUUUCUCCUAAGGACUUAAGGUUAUAUGAUGCCUAUGUGAAUAGAAAUUCCUCCCAUAACUCCAGAUCCUUUUCCUCAUCAGAUACCAGUGAAUGUGACACAGACUCAGGAAGAAAAAGAAAAAGGAAAGGUUUAAAGGGAUUUCCGUAAUGAAAUUUCUACAUUUUCUAAACAGCUCAUCA